Molecule: messenger RNA, 17530 nt
Organism: Ostrea edulis (European flat oyster)
Lineage: Eukaryota; Metazoa; Mollusca; Bivalvia; Ostreida; Ostreidae
Product: MOB kinase activator 2-like
Exons: 5
Coding region: 11982-12725 (247 amino acids)
Biological process (GO): positive regulation of protein phosphorylation; signal transduction
Cellular component (GO): cytoplasm; nucleus
Molecular function (GO): protein kinase activator activity
Source: RefSeq, a predicted model, not a curated record
CUUGAUUGUGGUCAGACACAAGAGAAUGUCAUUGAUGGAGUCUUGGUUAUUGAUCCCUACCUAACCGCCCUUUGAGCAAAUAUCCACCUUUUAAAUUAGAUUUGUUGAGGCAAUUUCACUCUCAUUCUUGUUAACGUGUUAUGAACCAUAAAUUUUCGUAAGUGAUAUAAAGGUAUCCCGCUACAAUAGGAUUUCUUUCUUGGUCCCGUCCCGUCCCCCCCCCCCCCCACAUCUUCCUUACGGAUGAACAGAUACAGAUAUUGUGUGUAUCAAGUCCCAGCUACAGAUCAGUGUAAUUUUGUAAUCUGAUUUUGAAAUUUGUGAGAAUCAAUGCACUGGUUUUAGUUAUACUAUAACUCACAGUGACGAUCUACAGAUUGUGUAACUUUAGACAAUGAAAGGGCAUAUAGAACAUAGGAUGAUGUUUACAUUAUUAAUUAUGCGGUACCCCUGUGAUUUGCUUUCAUUUUAUGACAUCGGUUGUCAGUAUUUAUAGUUAUUGAGGUUUUGCAUGUGAGAUAAAGGCAUUAAAAACAUAACCUAUGAUUGUGAGUCAAUAAGGGCCAGAAAAAGUUCCCGUUUCACUCAAUGCUGGUAAUUCUUUGCUACAUAUAUUUGCUAUUCAGAUAGGCAGAUAGUUUUAUUUGGUGUUUUAUGUUAGAAUCAUUAGAUCUUAUUGAUACUAUAUUUAAUUUAGUACUUUAAUGAAGCAUAUUUGAUUAAGUCAGUUAAAAUCACAGAUAAUUAUUCUAUUUUUAUACAAUGGUGUAUUGAUUUUAACAAAAGAUGAAUUGUCCUAAAUAUCUACCCCUUUUAUAAUGCCAGGAUGUCAUGUGAGCUAAAUAUAGUUGAGGAACAUCACACUCUUGUGAAUAUUGAUCUAAUGUAGGGGCAUUGAUCAGCUGAUUCAGCAAAAGGUCUGUCUUGAUGUAUGCAGUCACUGAGUUUCUAGGUGAGGGUGCAGUGUACCUAGUGAUGAUGAAACAUGUACAUUCUGUUUUGAUAACUUCCUGGUGCAGAUAAUUUUAUAUAAUUUAACUGCUUCAUUCCAUACCAAAUCCAUCUAAAUCUUGUGUGCUUUUGUAUAUAUAUGUUUAGGUAUAUAUGAUACACAUAUCUUGAUUUAGUUGUGUUUAUAAAACAAAAGCAUUAUGUUAAAACAAGUGAUGGUCUGAUGCAUUUGGUUGCAUUCUAUACUUUGAUAUGUAAUACUAUUGUAGAAGGUUGCUACUUUGCACUUUAUACUGUGAUAAGCUAUUGUAAUGAUGAAGUGGAAGGUUACUGAUUUACACUUUAUACUGUGAUAGACUGUUGUAAUGAUGAAGUAGAAGGUUGCUGAUUUACACUUUAUACUGUGAUAGACUGUUGUAAUGAUGAAGUGGAAGGUUACUGAUUUACACUUAAUACUGUGAUAGACUGUUGUAAUGAUGAAGUAGAAGGUUACUGAUUUACACUUAAUACUGUGAUAGGCUGUUGUAAUGAUGAAGUAGAAGGUUACUGAUUUACACUUUAUACUGUGAUAAGCUGUUGUAAUGAUGAAGUAGAGGGUUACUGAUUUACACUUUAUACUGUGAUAGGCUGUUGUAAUGAUGAAGUAGAAGGUUGCUGAUUUACACUUUAUACUGUGAUAGGCUGUUGUAAUGAUGAAGUAGAAGGUUACUGAUUUACACUUUAUACUGUGAUAGACUGUUGUAAUGAUGAAGUGGAAGGUUACUGAUUUACACUUAAUACUGUGAUAGGCUGUUGUAAUGAUGAAGUAGAAGGUUACUGAUUUACACUUUAUACUGUGAUAGGCUGUUGUAAUGAUGAAGUAGAAGGUUACUGAUUUACACUUUAUACUGUGAUAAGCUGUUGUAAUGAUGAAGUAGAAGGUUACUGAUUUACACUUUAUACUGUGAUAGGCUGUUGUAAUGAUGAAGUAGAAGGUUGCUGAUUUACACUUAAUACUGUGAUAGGCUGUUGUAAUGAUGAAGUAGAAGGUUGCUGAAUUGGCAGAGAAUCUGGCAUCUGGUCUUCACUACAUAAUUAAUACAUAUUACACACAGAAAGCCUAAUUAGAUCUGUCAAUGAACUACAAGUGUUCUUUUUUUGAGCUGGGUUCAGUGUAUCUUUGUUGCACUGGAAUACCAAGAUGAAUGUUCUGCUGCAGUUUUCACGGCUGCACUCCACUGCAAGGUAGUACUGGUUUUGUUUUUAGAUUGCAUUAUAAGUUCUGUGUUCCUGAGGGUUAUUUUGACAAAAUCGAGAUAAAAAAAAAAAUGUGUAUUAUAUAUAUUUUGUGAUGCAGAUUUAUAUAUUAAUGAUGAUAAUACAUGUUAAUGAUUAAUAAUUGAUAAUAAUGGCUGUCAUAUGAAUAAUUUCCCCAUUAGAAUUAGAAUGAACAAUCCCAAGGAGAGAUCACUCCUGAGGGCUUAACCAUAUCUUCUCUCACACACACAUGGCAGGUGUGACCGGUCAAAAGGGGAUGCUCUCUCCUGGGUGCCUCAUCUCACCCUCUGGUGGUGCAUCCAGAGGUCCAUGUUUGAAUGGCCUUUCAUUUACAUUUUUAGCAUUCAAUAAAACUUGUUCAUUUCUCCUAAAGAAGGUACUGGUUUACAAGGUCAUCUCUAAGAUUUAUUGAAUUGUUCAUGUCGUUGGUCAUAUUAGUGUGUGUGUGUGUGUGUGUGUGUGUAUAUAUAUAUAUAUAUAUAUAUAAAUUUUGUAUACAUUUGUACAUAUAUUAUAUUAAUAUAUAUAUGUGUAUGUAUUAUAAAAACUCUAAACACUUUCUUUUUAACCCCUACUUUUUUAACAGUAAAACAUUUUCCUUACUGUACUAGUAACUGUUUGUUAAAAAAAAUUUGUGAACAUGCAGUGAAAGGUUACAAUACUGCAGCUCUUAGGAAGAACCCAGUUUGAAUGCUAAUUAACUGAAGUGAAGAGGGAUGUACACAGAAGAUGGGAAACAGCAGUAUUUUAUUUGCUUUUGUUAAGAAGCAAAUUGAUGGUAUCUGUAUAGGAACAAGAUUUUCUGUUUGUGGUAUAAUUGUUUUUAUCUUAUCAAAACUCGUUGAAAGCAGGAUAUGGCUAUUUAAGAUUAGGUUGGUGCAUACAUUAGGUUUCACCUUCAUUUUAAGUGUUUAUCUGUUUUAAAAGUGUCGAAAACACAGGUAGAUCCCAUCAUGAAUUGUAAUUUGAUCGUUACCAGACAAGGUGAUAACCACUGCUUUAUAAAUCCAUCAAGUUUUUGAAUUUUCCCGAGAAUUCAGGUUUUUCCAUUCAUAUAUGAUAUGGGGGCAAAGAUGCAAAAUUCCUUUUUAGUUUUUUGUAUUUAGCAUUGUAUAGGUAAUUGGAGCAUGACAUCUUGGGAAGUUUGAAACUUAUUUUGAAUGAACAAUUUUUAACAGUGGCUUUAUUAUUCAUAAAAAUGCAGAAUUGUGUUACAUAAAAGAUUAGAGGACUAGCUACAGACUGUUCCAAUUUAAAGUAAAUUUCAACAGGUAAUUCUUAGAAUUACAUAUAUAUACAUAAUAUGUACUGAGUAUUGAUAAUUGUCUCCCCUAAUUCCAGAAGGGGGACACGUUGUUUUAGUGUGAAUUUUUCUUCUUCCGCUUCUCAUACAAAGUUUGUCUGGGCCAUAUCUUUUUUGUUUUUUGACAUAGACCUUUGAUAUUUGGUAUGUAGGUAAACCAUGAUAAAACAGUGUGUCAUUUGCCAUUUUUGAUGACCUUUGACCUUUUAUGUAAAGGUCAAAUAAUAGAAUUAUUGGGGCAUUUUUGUUGUCUGGACCAUAACUUUUUCAUCUUUUGACAUAGGCCUUUGCUAUUUAAUAUGUGGGUAAACCAUAAUAUGGCAGUGUGUCACAAGCCAUUUUUAAUGACCUCUGACCUUGACCUAUUAUAUAAAGGUCCAAUGAUAGAAUUUGGGUUUUUUUUUUGUCUGGACCAUAACUUUUUUGUCUUUUGACAUAGGCCUUUCAUAUUUGGUAUGUUGGUAAGUUUGAUUUACUAUCUUAUGUUCACAAUACUGUUGGUUGAAGCUUUUAUGUACCGUAACUCUUAACUUUCCACAUUAAGGAUGAUCCCAAGAAAUGUUUUUUUUAAAAAAUAUGGAAAAUGGAAGGGGAAACAUCAGUUUUAGUGUGCUACAAUAAUUCUUCCUAUUUUAAAAAGAAAAGUUAAUAGAUUUCUGUAGCAUUGUUUUUGCAUUUGCACACACAUUUCAAUUAUAUGUUUAGCAGCAUAACUCUAAGUCAGGUGGAUGGGAAGAAUAUUGAAUUAUCUGUACGUGCAGGUGUCUGAUCCUGCACACAUAUAAAGUGAUAGGUAUUUAUGUGCCACAUCCAUCUUGACAUGGGACCUUAGUUAUAGGUUUAUUUGGUCUCAGGCGCUGGAAUAGCUAAUUUCCAUGAUUCAUUGUUCAAACCGCCAACCUGUUAGGAUGAGGGGCCUAUAUAUUUUACGAAAGACUAACUAUUAAAAUUAUUUUCUUUAAUUGGUCAAAAAUGUUUCCAUUUCUGUGUAAAAUUUGUGAAUAUAUGGUUGUUCGCACAUCAGUUGUUUAUUUUCUUGGUGUUGCCAUAGAUUUAAAUUUGAAAAAAUAAACUGCAAAAAUUAUAUGUGGUUGUAAGAACUUUUGUAAUGGGCCCUUGCUCCUUAGCAUAGAAGAAAUUGCCCUAACUGAUGUGCUGCAAGGGUGACAACUGGUAAUCUAGCUACCACUAUAUACAGCAUUGAAAGUUGUUAAAGGUAUAGGUAAAAUAGCAACACCAGCUGGUGUCACUGAUUUCCCGCUUCGAUCUGCUCUGACUCUCCUGCACAUGUUACAAUGUAAAGCAGUGGUAAGAGUUAGGAAUCUCAGAUUAUCACUAUAGUAUCUAAGUAUUAUUUUCCAUUGCUAUGCUGAAAAAUCUAUUGGUUGAAAUCAUAUUAUAAAAUGUAAUCCAUAUUUUAAAAUUAUUAUUUAUUGUAAUUCUAUUGGUUGAAAUGAUACCACAUAAUUAGAGAAUAUACGUACUGUAUAUCAUAUGCUACAAUAUAAUUGUAUACUUCAUGUUUCUUAAAAUAGGUGUGAAGAAUAGUAUAGUAUGUUACGAUGAUAUUAUAAACCCCAUGUUUCCAUGUAAUAGAUCUGAAGAAAAAUUAGAAAGCAAUUGUAGUGUGUUAAAUUGAUGGGUCAAAUUAUGAUUUUAAUAUACUUACAACCAAGAGCACAAUGUUGAUGGCGGCCUGGAAGACAAAAUAGUGUACAUGCUGAUAGUAUAAGUUGUAAGUCACAUUAUAUCUACAUAAACAUUAUCUACAACUUGUACGUGUAAUUUCACAAGAUCAGCCAUACACAAAAAUUUGGUUCUCACCAAUUAACUUUUACAUAUAGGAGAUUUAAGCAAUGAAUAAUGAUUUGCAAAAAUAAUGUCUCGUGAAUAAAUACAUCAUUUUAUCCAUGCAAAAAUAAAGUCUCGGGAAAGGAAAGUGAUCUACAGUAAAUCAUUUGUUUGAUCACAAUCUGACAGACAGACGGAUUGACAGACUUACAACUAUAGGCCGGAGUUUCAGCAGGUAAAAUGGUGUACCAUUCAGUGCAGUGGUAAUAGAGAGGCAAACAGAUGGCAAACAGAUGACUUUCUUGAGAUAGCCAGUAUAUGUGGUCAAACUUUUAUUGAUAAUGACUAGAGGAUUAAUUCUGCACUCUUUUGUUGAUGAAUAGGUGGAAUAAGUAUUACUGUAAUAAGCCAGUACAAUCCUAUAAUAGUUUACAAGGUUCUGAAAUUAACCAAUAUUAAUACACCCAGAAUAUUAUUGACUGAACAUACUCAUUUUUUCAGUGUGAUCUUUUGUAUUAUUAUUUGUGUAAUGUAGAAAAAGAGGACUGCUGAGUUAAUGCUUCUAUAAAUAAAGAUGAUCUCCUUUGUGAAUGAGUGUCUUUAUUUAUGUCAGAAAUAAGAGAAGUUUCUCACCAUUACAGGCUAUUUAUGGGGACGGACAGUGACACAGAUAUUAAUGAUUCUGCCCCACUGUCAUAUGUGAAGCAUUGUUUUUCUCUUUUUUUAAUAUAUAUCUCCAGGGAAAAGCAUUUUAAUUGGAGUGGAAAAUAUUUAAUUAAUCUUUCAAGGUAAGGUAACUCGCAUAUCUGUGUAUAGGCUUAUUACAAAGAUCCUAAUUUGUAAACAGGACAGAAUAGGCUUUAAAUUCUUAAAACGUGGUCCUUGGCCGCCAGUGAAACAUCAAAACAAAAACCAGCCCACUGAAAUAAGCCAAUCAGAUGUUAGCAAACAGAUAUAAAGAGUAAUUUACAUAUCAAUAUAGACACACCACUUCUAGUAAAAGCACGUGUUUCCUCUUCAGAGCGGUUUUAGUCAUAUUUAUAUUUCACCACUCCGUGUCAAUAUAUCACACUGUAGUUAAGGUUUGGAAUGACUUAGUUUACCUUUAUAUCUAUACAUAAUGGGUGUCUUUUGAAGAGGGCAUCCCUGGGUCAGGUGAUAGGAAAUGAUCAGCUGUUGUGAUGACUUGUAUGUUACCUGUGUGACAAAACAGACCACAUUAUUGGUGUCAUGUGCAAAUAGCUGAAAAAAAAGAAAUGAUGUGAUUUUCACAAAUUAUACAAGUGAACUUUUUCUGUUACAACUUUUUAUAUACUUUAUUUUUUUGGUGAGAAUUUGCCAGAAGUUGGAGUGUUUUUGAAUCUAAAUUUAUACAGUGCUUCAGGGACCGCCUGUCUCCAGCUCAGAGCUUCAUGUAGUACCUGAAAUAUAGUUGAUUUAAGAUUUCAUGGUAUCUGAAUACUAAUUAAUUCAGUGACCUUAAUUACAAACUGGGGAAAAAUCCUCCGAAUGCUGAAGGUUAAAUCGACUCUGAAGAUGGCAUCAGGAGUGUUGUUUGUUGUCAAUUUCUGGUAAGCUAUUCACGUCAUUGAUUUCUAAUAUAUAAAGAUGUUAUUUACAAGUGUCUUUGAAAAUUGAUGAUUUACACCCUUUUGUGACCUGUAUAUAUAUGCAAAUAAUUUGAUUUAUUGGAAUCGGAAUCUAUAAUGUGUUAUGCAUCAGCUGUUUAUAUAUAUAUUAUGUAGGCAAUAAUACUGUCUUACGUUGGAAACUGAAGAAUUUUAAGUUAAAAAUAUUUGACUUUUAAAAGAAUUAUAAGACUUCACAAUAUGAGUAAAAUUAUAAAGUACAGGGAUAUGGUAUUAGGUCAGUUCUGUUCUACACAGCAUCAGUAAUUUUUAAAGUACAAGGACGUAAUUUUACAUAAUGUGUUGGUGAUCAGUCUAGAAUUCAUGAUUACUGUAGAUUUAUUAUUUCCUUUAGGUGUUGACAACAUUUUCUGAGUUACUACUGUAAAACAAUCCUGAAAAUACUCAAACUGUGCAGUAGCAUUUCCAUGUACAGAAUCAGUUCUUUGUUUUCUAUAUAAAAGAAGCUAGGCUAUACAUUAAUCACGGGCUGUUCUUCAUUAGUGCUAUUGUUCUAUACUCCCAGCUGAUAGCAGAUUAUACAGGUAUCACAUGGCAUUGGGAAAGUUCCAAUAGUGGCCAGUAUCAGUGGACACUGAUUAAUACUAUAGCCUUGUCCUUACUGUACUAGUAACUGUUCAUUAAGUCACAUGUCAGCUGACCAUUACUGGCUUCCAGUCGCCUAGGGAAAAUCUUUGAUAAUGUACAGAUGAGUGUAAUCUAAAUGUCAUCUGACUGAGAAAGUAGAUAGUACAGAGGUUAGAUCAAUGAUUGCUGGCAAUGUGUGUAGCCAUUUUAUAGUACAGUUGUGUACACUUUUAUAGUACAGUUGUGUACGUGGGGGUUAUGCUUCACACCUGCAGUCUAUUAUUUAUAUAGUUAUUGACUUAAAGAUUUAACCACUGUAAUUCCAUUUCCUCGUAUCUCUUUCCUUACAUGGUUGUAAGAAGCAAGCUUGAAUUCUAUAGUCAGGCAAAGUAGUCUUAAGUAGGGCGAUAAAAGUCCAGUAGUAACAGUAAUAUUAAGUCAGAAUAGUCCAAUAGUAGGGCGAUAAAAGUCCAGUAAUGAGUCAGAAUAGUCUAAAAGUUGGGCAAUAAAAGUCCAUGCAUUAAUAAGUCAGAAUAGUCCAAUAGUAGGGCAAUAAAAGUCCAGUAAUAACAGUAAUAAGUCAGAAUAGUCCAAUAGUAGGGCGAUAAAAGUCCAGUAAUAAGUCAGAAUAGUCCAAUAGUAGGGCGAUAAAAGUCCAGUAAUAAGUCAGAAUAGUCCAAUAGUAGGGCAAUAAAAGUCCAGUAAUAAGUCAGAAUAGUCCAAUAGUAGGGCGAUAAAAGUCCAGUAAUAAGUCAGAAUAGUCCAAUAGUAGGGCGAUAAAAGUCCAGUAAUAAGUCAGAAUAGUCCAAUAGUAGGGCAAUAAAAGUCCAGUAAUAACAGUAAUAAGUCAGAAUUCCAAUAUUAGGGCAAUAAAAGUCCAAUAAUAAGUCAGAAUAGUCCAAUAGGAAGCAAUAUUUUACUAAGUCCAGUAGUAAUGUUUAAUAGCAGAACUUUACAUGUGGUGUAAAAAGGGGGAUUUACAAAAGUUAUUUUAAAAGGAGUUCACCAUUUGAGGACGGGUGAGGGCAGUCAUUUUUCUUUACCAGUUUGGAAUGGUAAUGAUACGAGAGCAGUUGUGAAAAAUGUGUGUCUAAAUUAUUGUUGAAAUUUCAUCUAUUUCUGUUGUCAGUGAAAUGAACAUUCUAAAAACACAAUAAAAAUUCAUGAUGUCACAAUGAUGAAAUUGUUUGAGAGACUUUAGCAGUACUUUGGAUUUAUGGUAUUAAGGUUGAUAGGUACCCAGCUGGAAGCAGAGAGGUCGAAGCAGAGGCUUAAUAAGAUUCCAAUUAAGAUGAAUCUAAAUUUAGAAGUAAUUUGUAAAACUAUUUAUAGAAGUUGGUGAGGUCAAAGAGAUUUAUUGUAUGUUUAAUCAGUAACCACGCUUAAAUCAAUAUUUGUUUAAAACUAGAAAGUGAAAGUCACCGAUACUGACAGUUACAUAAGAUAGAGAAAAAUAGAUUGUGUAAAACACGAGGAUCAAAGGAAGUCCAAGUUUGCACAUUCAUCAAUGAGUAAUGUUUCCUUGAAACUUGUUGAGGUUUUGUAAAAUAGAAUGUUGACAAUCGUGAUUCAUUUGUGAACAAAAUCAGGAAGGGUUGUCUUCAUGCACUAUCAGCUGAUGCUCUCAGUGGGGUACUACCAGCUGGGGGGUGGGGCACUAUCAGCUGAUGCUCUGGGGGUGAGGGGUUGUUGGAACCAUAAACUAAACUGCACACAUAUAUAAUUAUAUCUAUGCAGUCUUAUGACAGGCUGGAGUGCACAGGUUUAAUACUGUAUAAGACCUAUAUAUUCAGCCCCUGACACAAGGUCUUAAAAAUAUGAUGCAUUCACAAAAUGUCAGUGACUGGAUGAUUGAUUAUGUUACAUACCAUACACAUACAUGUAUAUUAUAGUAAGGUCUUUGUUGAACAAUGAAUGAAAUUUUUAUGGAUUUUGAUUAUUGAAUUAUUUUACUAAGCUCUGUAAUGGUGUAAAUUUCUUGUGAGAGGAUUAAGAAUGACACAUGCCAUAUGGCAUUGUUUGAAAACAAAUGUUUCCUGAGUAGUAAUUUGUAAGAAUGAUAAUUAUUCAUUAUGAAAUGUUGAAGACAUAUAUUGCAUUUGUCAUAACCAUGUCUAUUUUAAAAUAACAUAGAUUUACAGGCAGGUAUGAAUCAUUCUUUGGUGGAGUUGACAUUGGUUUAAAUGACGUUCCUAUCAUUGUACAAAUAAGCUGUAUUUUCUUCAUUUAAUCUGAUUGGAACGACACACAUUGCUUUUUAUAAAUGUUGGCUUAGUCAUGACUGCAUAGUAACAUUGCAUUUUGUUGAAAGAGGAAGGUAGAACACAUUUUGUCUAUGUAGUAAAAUUUGACCAACAAUCAGUAAUUGGAACUUAAAACUCUGGAGUCACGACACGGAAAACAAUUGCACCAGACAUGCUCAAAUCGUUUGAAAAGGCUUAGAUGUAAUAGAUUUAAAUGGCAGGUUACUACUAAGGUUUCUUGAUUUAUGACACAUAUAUGGUGGUUAUAUAUGUAAACCUGGAUGCUGCAUAGUACAGAUUAAUAAACCACAUUGUUAGUACUAGUGUCAUGACGAGUUUAGUGGUCAAGAGUGAAACGGCCAGCACUAGGUCGAAUUGGUGUCCUCAGGCAAGCCUGGAAUUGGCAGUCACUCCAGUACAAAGCUCAAAGCUGUCACGUGGCCUGGUGGUCAGUUAGGUGCUGCGUAAAAUGCUUACACAGCUAUAUCACUCCUAUUGCCAAAUGACCAUAUGUAUAUAAAUAUAUAUGUCAUUGACAAAUGGCUUAACAUGUUUUUUGUGACUGCAGAAAGAUGUCUGCAGUAAAUGAUUACUAUAAGGCGCGUGAGUGGACUCUGUAAAGUUUGACAGGAGUAUGGUAUUAUGUUUGUCUAUUGUCUCAGAGGAAGAUAAUAAUUAUCUAUAAACCUAGAAUUGUUAAACUCUAGAGCCAUUGAUAGUCAGAUAAGACUGGGAUCAUUGAUAUAACAGGCUAGGUCAUCUGACUUAUUUAUACAAUUAGCACUCACAGGGGUGCAAGUCCUCUCUUCUAGCUUACAUAACCGUAGAAACAAUGAAAAAAGAGGUACCCGUGUUGCCAAUAUGCUGUGAUUGUUAAAAUUCUUCAAGGUCAGGUGUCUCAAAUCACGUACACAAGUUUGUGUCUUGCAAUUAUUUUAUGCAGUGACGCUAGAGGUGUUUUUCGAUCAUUAAAUGGUUAUAGAUACCCUAUUUUCUGCUUCAGUUGUGUGAUAAAAUCGUAGGAAUUAAUUGUCUGUUUUCACCACUUUCCUUUCGUUUAUCAAAUUUUCGGUCACUCACCCAGACUUUGUAAAAUUGAACGUGGCACUGCUCUGUCAAUUUUCACUCCAUCUGUCUUGAAAAAGUAGCUUAUUGUUGUGUAUGUGUUUUAAAUUUUGUGCUUUUAAGUUGACUGAUGAGCAAAAUUGUUAUCUGUUAAGGUGAACCUGUGAUUAGUUUUGGCAUUUUUGUUAGUUAAGAUUCUGGAUAGUGGUUAUGCAAUCUAAUGUGAUAGUACCAAAAAAAAAGAAGUAAAAAAUAGAACUGAUUUUGAUAUGGCAGUCUAUCUGGUCUAGUCAUUAGUACAUGUCUAUGAUACUUUAUUUAAUAUCACAGCUCUUGCAAAUCAAUAGUUAUAACAUUUGAUACAAGACCAGGAUGACAAUUUGUACUUCAUUGUACUUGAGACAUAUCCUACUUUGUUAACAUCUCCUGUCCAGGGUAUAAAAUUGUCUAUAUAGCUCACUCUAUCCUGUAUUCAGCUGCAAGGCUGUCUGCAAAUGAUGCAAAGUCCACAAACAGCACAAAGGAAUGUUUAAAUAGUCUGUUUUCUGAUUCAAUAUCAGUGACAAAAGGACAGCUGUGAUGUAUCAGUGAUUGAAGCCUCCAUUUUACUGUAACCUACCUGGAGGCUGGGAGAAUUGCAAAGGGAGGGAUAUUGCACAUCAGUCUCGUAUUCUGCAUUGUUAGUCGCUGUAAGAUUAUUGGUGGAUUGUAAUGUGUUUAGAUUUGCUGUAUUCAGUGUUGCAUCAGAUUCCUGCUCAGAGGAGACGUGGGAUGGGGUUAAAACACAGGUGAGAUACAAUUAACUUGUGUAAUAAUCUGAAACAUGGAUUAUCAUUCUGCCAUGAAGUUGAAAGCUUUAUUUCUUAAAAAACAAGUUCCAAAAAAAAAAACCUGUCAAAGGUUAAAUAAGUUGAGUUAUGUUGGUUGUAUCUUUUUUGCUUAUUUACUACCCUGCUUUAAAUGUAUUGCGUCGUUGUGCUUUUGAUACUUGUUGGGUAUUUCAACAGGAUCUGAGUGCAUUGUUCAAAUUCCCGACCUUUGCUGUAUAAAUGAUUGGUGUAAUUUUCACAAUCUUGUUUAUGUUGUACCCGGAUACACUGACAGUAAAUAAAGGGUUAAUAUAGGUAGCGGGUGCACUCGACUUCACAGCUAAAAAUGAGGGAAAAGCGACACAGGAAAGGCAGACGGAAGGACAAGGACUCGCCCACGCCCCCAGCCCCUGAGGAAAGCAAGCGGUACUUGGAGGACACCUGUAUAAAGGAACGUGUGACAGAUGCCGAUUUCUUCCGACUGGUAUCACUUCCACACAGUCUAGAUUACAACGAGUGGCUAGCAACACAUGCAAUCUCAUUUUUCAACCAUGUGAACCUUGUAUAUGGUGUGGUGUCUGAGUACUGUACCUCAGAGGUAUGCAGCACAAUGAUGGGGCCAGGGAAUGUGCAAUUUUUGUGGUAUGAUGACAAAGGGAAGAAAUACAAGUACAGUGCCCCUCAGUAUGUGGACAUAGUGACCACGAACAUCCAGAGGGAGAUCUCCGAUGAAACAGUCUUUCCUACAAAGUUUGGACAAACUUUUCCCAAUACGUUUGAGUCCACAGUGAAGAAGAUCCACAGAUAUUUGUUCCAGGUUUUAGCCCAUAUAUACCAUGUACAUUAUAGUGAUUUUGUGACACUACAGAUGCACGGGCAUUUAAACAGCCUGUUUACUCAUUUCAUGGUGUUCAAUAUCAAAUUCGACCUUCUGGAGGAGAAAGACUAUGAAGUAGUCCAGGACUUAAUGAAGGGACUGAUUCAGCUCCUCCCAGACCCGAAUCAAAAUGAGGGCAAAGAAAACAGUGUGCCCUCUUCAGACAAGGACAGUAACUGUGUCAACAUGGAAGUGUCUCCGACACACAUAUAACAUGUGAUAUGUAGAUACAUUGUACUAUUUGUGGUGUGUAUUUCUAAGGUCGUUGUAUGUUACCACUUCAGAAGGUUUUCAAAUGCCUUGCCUCUGGUGAGGUGUUCUGACAUUGUAGGGGGCGUGUCCAGUUAGUAAGCUAGGUGACACUUUGUUUAUGUAUGGUUUUAUUGUUCAUUGUUACAAAAAUAAGUGCAUGGACGUGUCUUUUUUCUUUGGAUAUCUACAACAUAUUCAAAAACUUACAAAAAAAAGAAAAUACCCUGUAGUGGUUUGGUCAUUGUUCAGACUUCAAUCUGAAAUUAUUUUUUUCUCUGAUUAAUCACAUAGUUUGUUUUUAUUUUCAAAAAUUUAGUACAUGUAAAAUGGCUUUCUUGUGAUUUGAAUUUGGCUGGGAUUGUUUUGGUGUUGAGGUUUAAAGAUCGGGGUCUUGGUUACUAUAUAUAGACAAGCGGUUUCCGUCCAUUUUAGCAGUAAUGGCUUACUUUAACAUAUAUGGUCUUGCAAUUUAAGCUUUUAUUUAAAGGCGGCAAGCUGGAAUUUUUUUCUUCAAUUGAUACCUCAAGGGUGAACAGGAUUUUAACUUAUAAUAUUCGGAAAGUGUUAACAUUUUUUCUGUGCCGGGUAGAUAUUGCUUUUGCACAUUAAGGAGAAAACACACCUUCAUAAUGGCUGACUUCCUUUCGAAUCACAUAUGUAUGAAUUAUUUUCCUUUUAUUACCUAGCUGGUUAGUUCAGUGGGUUGGCAGCUGGUGUUCUGUAGAUCAUGAAUUUUGAGUCCCACACCAGUUUUGAUUUUCCCCCAUUUGACUUCAUGAUAGUAUAGCAUUUCUUUUUAGAAUAAGUUCAAUUUCAAUUUUCAAUUUUUUGGUAUUUCCUAGCAGCAGCUUAUUUCAAAGCAUUCAUAGUAAUUUGGGACUGGGCUGAAACAGUACAGAUGAAUUUUAUACUGGGUUGAAACAGUACUUAGUUAUUUGAGACUGGGCUGAAACAGUACAAAUGAGUUUGGGACUGGGCUGAAACAGUACAAAUAAGUUUGGGACUGGGCUGAAACAGUACAAAUGAGUUUGGGACUGGGUUAAAACAGUACUUACUAGUUUGGGACUGGUUUUAAACAGCAUUUGAGUUAGUGACUAGGUUAAGGCAGUACAUUAGAGUUUUGAACGGGGUUACAACAGUAUACUGUAUACAGGUUAUUUUCACCUUUCUACACUUACAGAUGGUUUUGUUCCAUUUCAAAUUCACCUAGACACAGUUGUGUUAAAAGAGACAAAACAGUUUUGCCUAGUCUUGAAUUUGCCCACUGACGAGAAUGAAAAUAAAACAUGGGUGAAUAUUACUUUGUAUACAGUAUAGAAAUUUUGGACUGGGCUAACAGUUUGGGACUAGAUAAUGCUCUACUGGUUACUGCUGCAGUAAUGUGGCAGGUGCCUCCCCUUCAACUUUCAUUAUUUAAGGUUUGUGACCUUUUUCAAUCAAUACUCAAAAAUUUCUUUAAAAUAGACAUGUUUAUAAUUUGAUAUUUUCAAUAUUGAUUUGUUCUGGAGAUGGACAUUGAACUAAUGAUGCCAAAAUAGCUUGUGAAAAUACAACAAAUGUUUUGGAUGCACAUAGAUGGUGAAUCCUCCAUUGACCUUACAACACUGUCUUUCUUCCAGGAUCUCAUGCAGAUGUUUUGUGAUGUAGGUAGGAUUCUGUAUAUAGCUGUAGAGUGUCUUUGUAAUCUGUUACAGUGUUGACAUUGCAAGCUGGCCUUUGUAAGUUGUAUCUCAGAUGUUGGUGAUUGCUGGUGCGUAACGCAUUGUUAUUGUGACAAAAACAUUUGCAAGAUAUCAAGUAGCAAUUUAUUAUCUGAUUGUAAUUUUUAUAUCCAAUGUUUUUGUUAUUUAUGUAUGACACACAUAUUCAGAUGACUGGUUUAUGUUGUGGAGAAUUGUUGUGAAGUACCUUCUGCUGGCUUCCAGUUCUUGGGGGAAAAUUUUGAAAAUGGGUUUCAUUUACAUUGCUGUAAAAAUAGCAAAAUUAAAUUUUGCUUAUAACUUGGUGCCCGCUUUAUUCUUACACUGAUAAAUGUUUUGCAGGAUAUGAAUUAAUUUGCCCUUUAAUAUUUUUUUGUUUUAAAUGUUUUUUUUUUUGGUUUGCUCCUGUAGAUGUUUAAAGUUUCCUUGAUCCUGUAAAGUGGGACAAAAUUAUGGAAGACUAAAGACCUGUGAUGUUUAUGUUUCCUGAGAUUAAGUUUCAAUCAGGAAGAUAUUAAAUUCAGAAUGUGUGUCGUGAAAGGAAUUUCUAAACCAUAUUCUGAUAUCUGCAUACCAAAAAGAAACAUAUAUACUACAAAACGUGCUGUUGUUCAUUGUUCAAUUGUAUUUUGUGUGGGAUUUUUUUUUUAAUGUAAAAGCUUUUUAAACACUCUAGCAUAAAACUGUGUGCAUACAAAACACCAAUGUCAUCAUGUAAGCACAGGUUUCCAUAGAGAACAGUAAUUGUGGUAAUUACAUUCUCAGUGAUAUUGAUUAGGCUUUUAAUGAAAGACAUAGUCACUAAUCCUUUGUAAAACUGGUUCAUAAAUUUAAUCAUUUGCGUGUCAGGUUCUUGCAAUAAGUUACUCUAAAUAUAUGCCCAUACUACAUUGUCAGUGGAUAAUUCUCUGAAAGUGCGUGACCCUAACUGCUUUCUUCUGGCUCUGUAGGUUACAACAGUGGGAAAGAGUGGCUGGUUAUUGUUUUAUUAGCUAGAUCUUCUGCAGGGGUUGCAUUUACCCCGUUUAUUUCAUAUCUUUAAAUACUGCAUAUUUCGCCUUGUUCUAGGUUAGAGACUAUGCCUUUAAGAAAUUGCCUGAUAAAGAAUUAUUGUAUAGGUCGUAAAGAUUUAUUUUAUUGAUGAUAAUGUGGAAUUCAAGGAAGAGGAGAUUUUAUUACAUAUACUUGUUGUUGACUAAUAGAGUACCAAAUAAUCAAGAGAAUAUAAAGAUAUAUCGGUAUAUACAGUAUGUUAGAACUUCCAGUGGGUAAAUUUAUGUAUAUUGUAUAUUUAUUUUUGCUAUCAUCUGGGUUUUCCAAUAUGUGUGUGUACAUUCCUACACCAAAUUCCAGGUUCUACCCAACAGAUCACUUGUUAAUGAAAAUUGACAUGUCAUUGUGAGAAUUUAUUAAUUAUGUUAUUUCCUUUUCUUUAAAAAAAAAAGUGUGUAAAAAUGUACAAUGUUUAGUUUUUCUAAAAAGUUUUUUUUACCUAAAUACAUGUAUUAAGCUUUUUAAAAAUGUUUUUUUAAAGGUCAGUUAUUAUUACAUUGUCAAGGGAUGGAAGCUUUUUUUUAAAACUACAUGUAGGAACUAUAUUUUUGGCCAUUCAAAUCAUAAAAGAAGAUAAAUCUUUUUCUUUUUUUUAAUUUUAAUUCAUUGUUGCUACUACAUCCAUCUGCAUUAUGAAUUAACAAAAAGACAGCAGUUCAUUUAUGUUAAUCACAGAUAAAUUAGCUAAUUUGAAGUGGUAAGGAUAUAUACUUUUAGAUGCUGGUGACUGAAAACAAAAAACCACAAAAAACUAGCUGAAAUCUGUGUACUAUACUAUUCACAAGUCCUGAUAAUUGUGUAUUCACUUUUGCAGGUGUUGAACACAUUUCCCCAUGGUAUUGAUUUGAAUGCUAAACCUGCAGUGAUGCUAUUUGCAUGUAUACAUUUUUCGGGGAAAUGCUCUGACGAUUAGUGCAGACAUUGUAGAAUGUACUUUUCCAUAUAGAUGGAAAGACAAUAAAUGUAGAUGGAUGAAAUUUUCAGUUAGGAUUCUUGUUCGAUAUACAUACAUGAAUGUAGGGUGCUCACUGAACUUUAGACUAUAAGGUGAAACUAAACGGUCAGGUCUUUAUCCUAAGAACUGGUUUCUCCGGAUACCAAAGAAUAUCAUUCUCUAGCUGUAACGACGGCCCUAUUUUCAGUUUUGAUACCUAAUAUUAUGUGUCAAGUGGGCAAAAUGUAUUUUUAAAAGUGCCAAAUGCAUUCAAUGACAUGCAAGCAAACAUUCAACAUUUAAUGGAGAAGGAUUUGUCAUUUUAAAAGUGAUGUAAUUUUUUCCUUUAGAAUGUAUGGUAAUGAAACAUAAAGACAAAUUGUUAAUCCAUUUUCAAGCCUCAUUUUAUUUUUUUGAAUUUUACGAGUUUCUUUUUGAGCAGGAAUAAUACUCAGUGUUAUGAUGCAUCAACAGAGUGUAAGGUUUGAAUGUUUGUUUAAAGACAGAAAAAAACAACUUAGAAAAUAUCUUGCAUGCCAGGCUUAAAAGAAAACAUUAUAUCUUCAAAAUAAUGUGUUAUAUGAAAUCCAAAUGGUAGUGCUCAUCCAUUUUUCUUUUAUCGUUUUAUUUAGAAUUUAUUUUCUCCUUAGCAAAACAAAUAUGUAAAAGCCCUUCCAUCUUUUCUGUAGAUAAUAAGUUUUCCUUAAAAUUUCUCAUUUUUACAAAUCAAAAGACGUGUUAUUUUUGUUCCUAUAUUGUUACUCAAAGUAUGAAAUGUUAUGUUCUAGUCCAAAUCGUGUUGCAUAACAGAAUUUUUGUGCUUUAAGUGUGCUUACUGGAGUUCAGUUUGUUUUAAACUUGCACUUACAGAAUCGAAAAGAUGUGUCAUUCUGUUCACGUGUUAGGGAUAGCCAUAGUUAAAAUACGUGAACACCGGAUGUUAAUUGUUAGUGUCACAUACACUCACAAUCCUAAACUAAUGGAGAUGUUGUAUAGAACAAUUUGUGUGCAAUAAACUGUUACAUUUGAUGCUAAAUAGUAGGUAGAAGUUAUCUACCCAAUAAAUGUGAAAUAUGGUG